AACUCGAGAAGAAAGGCCCAUGGGCCCUUGUCCUUUUGGGCUUUUUCUAAUCUCAUUGGACUCUACUUAUGGGCAAAAUAUCGGCUUAAAAGCUUUGAAUCACUUCGAACGGUUCCCUCGUAAGUUUUUUUGGGUCCCGGUUAUGGCCUCGGUAAAUCUAAUCUGAUCUCGAUGUUGAUAACUUCUCUUUUCCGUGGUUGUCAUCCUGAUCCUGCAUAUCUCUAAUUAUAAUUUUCUACUUUAUGACGGUAGCGCAGCUGGACCUAGAGGUUUUAACUCAUCGAUCGAGCAUUUCCCAACCCUGAGAAUCGUAAAGUAUUCAAGAUAUGUCAGCCACAACUGCCGACAAAGGAAGAAAGUUAGGAUAAAUUCAGCAGUAGCGUGUCAGCCGAUUGGUUUACAUUUCUAUUCAUACACUUGAAAAUUUUCGAUUAUCCAUCUCAAACUAUUCAUGAGAAAAGAUUCAGCAAGCCAUUCAAGUAUAUCGAAAUUUGAUGGAUGAGUAAUUGCUCAUUCAGGUAAGUUCUCUAGGUCGAGACUCUCGAAACUCGUAUUUUAAUGCUAUAUCCAUUUUGAUUUAGACUUUUAAUAAGCCUAAUCAAUAGAAGAAAUUCUUCUGUUUCGAUCUACGCAAGACAGGCAUUCAUAGCUUGUUCUGUUCGGAACUUACAGGAUUUUUCUGGAGACCUCCAAUUUCAACCACUUGGACUUUAAUCAUCCGACAAUGUAGUUGGACAGCGGUAACUUAUCAUGCUGACUCGAAUGGUGAUAUUCUUCUUUGAGUUCGAAUUGAUCUGACACUCUCUUAUUUCAAUGUUUUCGAAAUGUUCAUUCUUUCGUUACAUGAAGGCUGAUUGUGGAAUUUCAGAAAUAUUUGGAUUAGAGAGUAAGAUUAUUUGGUACACAAAAGCAAAUAUCAUUCUUCCACUCAUCAAGGUGAAUAACUUCUCUCUAGCUACUCUUUCGUUAAAUAUCAGUUCAAUUGUCUGAAAUAGAGAUAUUCUCAUGAAAAGUCUUAUAACCUCUCCAAAGAAACAAACCGGGAGUAUCAGUUUUGCGUAGAUGAAAAAGAAAGAAUUUUUUCUAUCGAUUAGUCCUGUUAAAAGACAAAUCGUUUCAAAAUAUCGUUUUCGAAAAUCUACACUAAGAAUUCACCUGAUUGAUCGAUUUUUGACCAAUCAAAUUUCGAUAUACUUCAAUGAUCUCAGAUCUCUAUGAGGUUCAGUGGUGGAUUUAGGGGGGGGGGCGCUUGGGGCGAUCGUCCCAUAUCGACACAGCAAAAUAUCGAUUUUUUUCUAGUAGAAACCGCUUAAAAUUCAGCUGAAACUACCUCUAUACAGCUUCAAAAGACGUUUUAUGAGCAUAAUCACCCCUAUUUCAGAAAAUCGUUCCAUAUUGAAAAUUUCCUAGAUCCACCGCUGAUAAUGUUCCUAUCAAAAGUUAUUGCAAAAAAGAAUAGUGCAGCACAUUACAUUUUGAAACGAAUGGUGGUAAAUCUAUGUGUCAUAUAAUAGCAAUUCAUAUAGACAAUUUGAGAUAUUUGAACAAUAUCAUAUUAUUCUAUGCAUUUUACUUCUUUGAUUAGACAUUAUCAAAUAUUAUUGAUGAAUUUUCUCUUGAAUUCAUUGAUGAUAAUCAAUUAUCUAUUUUUCAAAUACCUCUCAAAUAUUCCUGGUUGAAUAAAUUAACUAAUCUCAAUUUAACUGGUAUUCAUUGCCAUUCCAUUGAUUUUAAACAUAUUUUCAAUUCCUUAUAUGUACUUCGAUCAUUAAGUAUUUCACCUUGUUUACUUCUAUAUAUUGAUCAAUUUGAAUGUCAUUGUCAAACAAAAUCAAGUUCUCUUCCAUAUGAAAUUCAUUCAUUAAAUAAAAAUCUUCUUUCACUUAAUCUCGUCUCACAUAUAUCUAAUAUGAAACAAUUAUGUUCAAUAUUUUUUGAUCAAUAUAAAUAUCAUUGUAUUCGUCAUGCAUCAAUUCAUCAAUAUUCUAAUAAUAAUAAUGAAUUAUUAUUUCAAUAUAAAAAUUUAAUUCAUUAUUCAAUUCAAACUCUAAUUCAAACAUUAGAUUUACAUCAUUUAAGUAUACGGAUACCACACUAUGAACUUCAUAUUAAUGAUCUUAAUAUACAAAAUACAAAUCAUUUACAAUCAUUAAUAUUUGAUGUUAAAAUUCCAAUAACAUUUCAUGCAAAACUAACAUAUCUUUAUUCAUUAAAUAUUUUUCAUUAUUUACGUCGAUUUAUUCUUAUUAGUGAUAAUAAUUUUGAAUUAACACCAUUACUUCUUGAUAAAUUUAAUCAACUUGAAAUAAUUGAAAUAAUAUCAAUUAAAUCUCAUCUUAAUCAUGCAAUAAUAAAUUAUCUUCAACGAGUACUUAAUCCAAAUAAUUAUCCUAAUUUAAAUACAUUUCGUAUUUGGAUUGGUAGUGUUGAUGCUAAACAUUUAUUAAAACAUUUGCAUAAAACUGUACGAUUAGCAUUUGAAAAUAUAAAACCAGCAUUUCAAUUUGAUAUUUCUAUUAUUAAUCAUAUAUCAAAAUUAAAUGAAAUAUCGAAAUGUAUUUUAUAUGAUAAUACACAUGAAAUUCAUCAAUAUUUUCAUUCAUUAUUAUCAAUUCAUAAUAAUCAAUUUUCAGUUAUUUAUCCAAGCUUUUUAAAUUAUAAACCAUUGUAUAGUGAACAAGUAUUUGAUAAAUAA
Molecule: messenger RNA, 2695 nt
Organism: Rotaria sp. Silwood2
Lineage: Eukaryota; Metazoa; Rotifera; Eurotatoria; Philodinida; Philodinidae
Source: the annotation of a GenBank genome assembly